GUGUGAAUGACAUCAUUUCUGUGAGAAGUGCGCUGGGAUACAAACAAGGGAGGCUGCUGCUCGCUAGCCCGCUAAUGCAAGUAGGUCAAUCCAUGUGCUGAGAUAUGAAAUCAAGGAUUUAAAAAUCUGAGGAGGAAAGCAGUGGUUGGAAUUACAUUUGUGAUGAGACCUUUAAAAUUACGCUUGCACUCUUCGCUGUCCAGGGUCCUGUCUUACGAGCGCAAGCCUGUCGACCAGCCUCACUUUUCCACCACCGUCACGUUAGGCUGCUUUUAAGGAAGGAAUUAUGGAGUUACGUGUUGGGAGUAAAUACCGUCUUGGGCGAAAGAUUGGAAGUGGCUCCUUUGGUGACAUUUACUUAGGUGCAAACAUCACGUCAGGAGAGGAGGUAGCCAUUAAACUGGAGAGCGUGAAGACUAAACAUCCACAGUUACAUAUUGAGAGCAAGUUCUAUAAGAUGAUGCAAGGUGGAGUGGGUAUUCCCUCGAUCAAAUGGUGUGGUGCUGAAGGGGACUACAAUGUCAUGGUGAUGGAGCUCCUGGGUCCAAGCUUGGAAGAUCUGUUCAACUUCUGCUCAAGGAAAUUCACACUUAAAACAGUCCUGCUCCUGGCAGACCAGAUGAUAAGCAGAAUCGAGUACAUUCACUCCAAGAACUUCAUUCACAGAGACAUUAAACCUGAUAAUUUCCUGAUGGGGCUUGGCAAGAAGGGAAACCUGGUCUACAUCAUAGACUUCGGCUUGGCCAAAAAGUAUCGUGACGCCCGAACACAUCAGCACAUCCCGUAUCGUGAGAACAAGAACUUGACUGGCACUGCCCGCUAUGCCUCCAUUAACACUCAUUUGGGCAUUGAGCAAUCUCGACGAGAUGAUCUAGAGUCCCUUGGCUAUGUGCUCAUGUACUUUAACCUGGGUUCUCUGCCCUGGCAAGGCCUCAAAGCCGCCACUAAAAGACAAAAGUAUGAGCGAAUCAGUGAGAAAAAGAUGUCAACCCCCAUUGAGGUUCUUUGCAAGGGCUAUCCAUCUGAAUUUUCGACCUACAUGAACAUCUGCCGCUCUCUCCGGUUUGAUGACAAACCUGACUACUCGUACCUGAGACAGCUGUUCAGGAAUCUUUUCCACAGACAGGGAUUUUCAUACGACUAUGUGUUUGACUGGAACAUGCUGAAAUUUGGCUCCAGCAGGACAGCUGAAGAUAAAGAGAAGGAGCAGAGGGGAGAGGGAGAGGAGAGGGAUGAGAGGACCGGAGGCGGACCGCCGGGUUCUGCGGCUCGUGCUUUGCCUUCUGGCCCCAACCUCCCGGCCCCUAACAGGGUCCGCAACGGCCCAGACCCCGCCAGCUCAACACCUGCCUCCCGCGUGCCACAGUCUGGGAACGCAUCUCCAAGAGCAGGCCGAGGAGCUGAGCGGGAAAGGAGAGUGUGUUUAAGGCUGCACCGUGGCGCUCCUGCCAACGCCUCCCCUGACCUCCCUCUCCGUCACGAUCAGAUUCGCAUCACCCCCCCACAGGUCAGCGUUCCAUUCGAACACAUGGGGAAGUGAGUUCUGCAAGGUCUGUCAUUUAUUGUCUUUAGGAGAGGCAAGAAGAAGAAAGAAAGGAACCACAUUUUUGUAAUGGACAAAGUGCUCCCCGUCCUCACGAACUGCAGGUUGUUGCUGUUGGAAUGAGACAUCGAUGAUACAAACGCAUGUGGACAGUGGAUAGAUAUAGUUUUACGAGGAUCACAAGACUCAAACAGUGGAAGUGGAAAAGAGAAUUUUUACCUGCGUCCCGAUGAAGGCUCUGGUUGUUCUCUGUUUUGUCUGAAAUGCUGGAAAUAAAGGACUCGCUUGAUGGACUGUAAAGUUAUAAAAUUGAAUAUUGAUAGAGUGUAACAAAUGUAUCGCUUGCAGAAAAAGUGUUUUAUGUUGACACCUUACUGAUGUAUGAGGUUUCGUGGAACCAUCUUUUCCAUGUUAAUUAUUAAAUACGCAAAAGUUACAAAUUUCCAAGAAUGUUGUUUCCAGUCAAACUGGUGUCUGAACUGUAGACAUCACUGAAUGGGUGUUUCAGGAUUGUACAUUGAAUAG
Molecule: messenger RNA, 2068 nt
Organism: Carassius carassius (crucian carp)
Lineage: Eukaryota; Metazoa; Chordata; Actinopteri; Cypriniformes; Cyprinidae
Gene: csnk1e
Product: casein kinase 1, epsilon
Exons: 11
Coding region: 287-1540 (417 amino acids)
Biological process (GO): peptidyl-serine phosphorylation; signal transduction; endocytosis
Cellular component (GO): nucleus; cytoplasm
Molecular function (GO): protein serine/threonine kinase activity; ATP binding
Source: RefSeq, a predicted model, not a curated record